UMAGAUAUUUGGUCCCGAGCUCUGUGUCAUACAGAUACAAACAGUGUUCCCUCUGAAAUACAGACGCCAUUGAAACUUCAAGAUGAAGUGCACAGGUUGUGGCCAUGUUGCGUUUGAGAAAACGGCUAGAUUCUGCAGCCAGUGUGGCCAUCAGCUAUCUGCACAACCAGUCACCAAGGAGCCUGACAACACACUGGAGAGUGUGAAUGAGAAGACAGAAAUGGAGAGUGAUGUGUCAACCCUGAAUAACCGGGAAACUAACACUUCUCCGAAGCGGCCCAAUGAAGAGCCCAACAGCAACCCUAAGAAAAAGAGAAAAAAGAGGAAGAGGACCAAGAAGAAGAAGGACGGCAGCCCUGCGUCAUUGGACUCUGACCAGCUGACCUCUGACCUGUCUGACAUCUCCCUUAUGGGCAGCCAUGCGAAUAACAGGAAACAGGAAGUUGCGGAGUCCUCCGACAGCGAUGCCAGCACCAUGGACGAGACACCCAACUCACUUCAUGACAUGUCUGCCUUAGUUGAMAAACCAGCCAGUGCAUCAGCAUCAUCAGCAGCACCCAGUACAGUCAGUCCAUCUGGGAACACGUCUGACAAUCAAGAUCCUCCAAGCACUGCCUCAUCACAGCCCGAGGCCAGCGCAGAGAGCCAGCCUGCCGCAGGGAAAUAUCAACAGAGCAGUGAAGAGAAAGACCUAUCUCAGUCACCUACAAAACAGACCUCCAAGUCGGCUCCGAAUGACACUCCUGCCUAUCUCACCGACUCGGCUGGCAAAUCCACCACCACCAUCCCUCUUCAGUCAGCCUCAGUGGUAUCGGCAAAGACCACUGACCAGAAAGCUCCAAAGGCUGCUGACGCGAAGACCGCUGACCAGGAAGCUCCAAAGGCUGCUGACGCGAAGACCGCUGACCAGGAAGCUCCAAAGGCUGGCUGA
Salvelinus sp. IW2-2015 is the source of this 931-nucleotide messenger RNA. Its product is annotated as E3 ubiquitin-protein ligase rnf213-alpha-like. The record is from RefSeq and is a predicted model, not a curated record. NCBI's taxonomy places the organism in Eukaryota, Metazoa, Chordata, Actinopteri, Salmoniformes, Salmonidae.